AUGGGACAUAUUAGACAAUCUGCCGAUGUACCAAUAAAUGAGAACCACGAAUUUUGUCGACUAGGAGUACCAGAUGAUAUAAAAGACCUUCGCUGGCGGGAUCUCAAAGUCCCGGACGAGUUUCUCGACAUAGGUGGCAAGCAUUACAGCUAUCAAGCAGUAUACAUGCCCAAUGGAUCGGUCCACAGCGUGUGGAUGGUUGAUUAUGUUCCGGACAAUUAUAAAUUUGAGAAGUGUGACAAAUGUUAG
Molecule: messenger RNA, 249 nt
Organism: Blumeria graminis f. sp. triticale
Lineage: Eukaryota; Fungi; Ascomycota; Leotiomycetes; Helotiales; Erysiphaceae
Source: the annotation of a GenBank genome assembly